Molecule: messenger RNA, 5020 nt
Organism: Drosophila obscura
Lineage: Eukaryota; Metazoa; Arthropoda; Insecta; Diptera; Drosophilidae
Gene: pygo
Product: protein pygopus
Exons: 3
Coding region: 1135-3705 (856 amino acids)
Source: RefSeq, a predicted model, not a curated record
UUUUGGGUUUUAGCGAGAUACGGUCACACUGGCUGGCAGGCGAUGAAAAUUAUUUAUAUUUUUUCGCUCUUCUAACGCAAAAAUAAACAAAAUAAACAAAGUUAGAUGCAUUAAUGAUAAAAUCCGACACAGUGCGUCCCCACUGAUACCCGAUAGUGUGUGCUACGUAGGGCCGCGGCAUAACUCAAAUCCGCUACGCUACUCAUUAAAAGUUGAUGCUGCAGUAGCGCAGCAGCGGCCAUCAACAAAAAAGAAAACCAUCAAACUCAAUCGCGUGCAAAGUACAAAAAGUGUGUAUUGUUUAAUAAUAAUUGUCGCCAAACAUUAUCGUGGGCGUAAUAUUGGGAACUAUACCCCAAAGUGCUGCAAUUAAAGGCCAAACGCAGCGAAUUGCUGCCGCGGCGGUGGUGCAAAGAGAACAUAAAAUCGCUGGCAAGAAGAAGAGCAGUGCUGGUGGCGCUGUGUGAGAAAAUAAAACAAAAAAGACAACGCGCAUUGCAGCGUAGCGUCCACUUACAGUCCGCAUCCACGCCAAUUAAAUCGGAAGUAAAAUAAAUAUAAAGCCAGCACGUAAUUGCAAUAAACGACGAAAAAGAUCCAGUGCAUAUUUGUUUUUGUGUGUGCUGCAGCCGCCGCUGCAGGUGCUGCUGCUUGGCUUGGCGCUUUCGAGACAACACGACGCUGCCAACGCUGACGACAUGCGCGCGUAGAGUUGCCAGCACCAAAUUGCAAAGGUUGCCGUUGUGCCGUUGUUCCGUGCCCCGUGCCGUGCCUUUGCUUGGGAGUAGUUUUUGAAAAUUCAGUUGUUCUUGUGCAAAGAUGAUUCGGUCGAUAUGCUUUUGGCGGUCCCAGGCCGCACCAAGUGGAUAACAGGCGAGUGAGAGCAGCAGAUCACCGAUCACCGUGAAGCGAUUGUGCGCCACCCAGCCAAAUCACCACCGGACCACAGCAACAUAAGCAUCAGCAUAGCGCGCCGCAUCGACAGUGCAGUCCAUCCUCGAGCCGCAACUCUUCUCUUCUUCAACCCGCGUCGAGAUCUCCAGCGAGGGAUUGACGACGCCGCUUAGAUAGAAAUUUCUUCCCCCCGUAGUUAAAGAAAAAGCUGCCACCAUUCGGAAGAAAAAUACCUCUAAUAUGACCCAUAAUCUCGGUAUGGCGCCAUAUCGUUUGCCGGGUCCAGCAGGCGGUCUCUGUCCGCCUGACUUCAAACCGCCGCCUCCGUCGGAUAUCAUCUCGGCGCCGAGCAAUCCCAAGAAGCGGCGGAAAACCUCGAAUGCCGCCAACUCGGCUGCUGCGGCAGCGGCGGCGGCGGCAGCAGCUGCGGCCGCCGCUGCCAAUUCAAUGCAGCAACAAUCAGCACCGCCAACGCCACAGGAUCUGUUGCCGCCACCGCCGAUGGGCGGCUUCGGAGACACCAUUAUUGCCUCGAAUCCCUUUGACGACAGCCCCCAGGUGUCGGCCAUGUCGAGCUCGGCCGCCGCGGCGAUGGCGGCCAUGAACCAAAUGGGCGGAGGUCCUGGCGGACCAGGACACUUUGGCGGCGGCCACCCGCACCCGCACUGGGAGGACCGCAUGGGCAUGGGCGGUGGCCCGCCACAUAUGCACCCCCAUAUGCAUCCGCACCACCCCGGCGGACCGAUGGGACAUCCCCAUGGACCGCCCCACCACAUGGGCGGCCCGCCGCCGAUGCGCGGCAUGAGUCCAAUGCAUCCGCAUGCGAUGGGACCCGGACCCGGAGUGGGACUGCCACCGCAUAUGAACCAUGGCCGACCUGGUCCUGGUGGCCCCGUGCCAAUGGGCAGUCCAAUGGGCGCUAUGGCCGGCAUGGGCGGAAUGAGUCCAAUGGGCAAUAUGGGAGGACCAAGCAUAUCACCACAUCACAUGGGCAUGGGAGGACUCUCGCCGAUGGGCGGUGGUCCGAAUGGACCCAACCAGAGGGCCAUGCAGGGCUCCCCGAUGGGAGGAGCUGGUGGUCCUGGCCAGAACUCGCCCAUGAAUUCGCUGCCCAUGGGCUCGCCGAUGGGCAAUCCGAUUGGUAGCCCGCUUGGACCACCAUCCGGAGGUCCAGGGCCACAGCAACAGCAGCAGCAGCAACAACAGCAGCAGCAGCAGCAACAACAACAACAACAACAGCAACCUCCGCAGCCACCCAUGAACAACGGACAGAUGGGUCCGCCCCCGUUGCACAGUCCGCUGGGCAAUGGACCCACGAAUCAUGGCAGUCAUAUGCCAGGUGGACCCGGUCCGGGUCCUGGUCCUGGGCCCGGUGGCCUCGUCGGACCUGGUGGCAUGUCUCCCGCAAAUAACAACAACAGCGGAGGCGUCGGCGGCGGAGGAGUUGGCGGUCCAGGCAACAACAUGCUCGGCAACAACAGCAACAAUGCAAGCAACAACAAUCAAAAUCCUCAUCUGUCGCCGGCCGGUGGCCGUCUCGGAGUGCCCACGUCACUGCAAUCGAAUGGCCCCUCAUUGUCGGCCGCCUCCUCGGCAUCGGCAACGGGGUCGACGCCCACGCUUACAUCGACAGCGACGACCGCCAGUUCGAUGUCCACGUCAGUGCCUACAUCCUCGCCAGCGCCGCCCGCCAUGUCACCGCAUCACUCGCUGAACAGUGCCGGCCCCAGUCCGGGCAUGCCCAACUCUGGUCCCAGCCCGCUCCAAUCGCCCGCCGGUCCGAAUGGUCCACAAAAUAACAAUAACAAUAACAAUGGACCCAUGAUGGGCCAGCAAAUGAACCCGAAUGUUCCUAUGCAACAGCAGCAGCAGCAGCAACAGCAGCAGCAGCAACAACAACAACAACAACAGCAGCAGCACAUGGGAGGUCCUCCUGGACAUGGACAUGGACCCGGACACGGUCAUGGGCAUGGGCAUGGACACGGCCAUGGUCACGGUCACGGCCAUGGCCAUGGACACGUCCCUGGCAUGGGCAUGAAUCAGAUGUUGCCGCCUCAACAACCAUCGCAUCUUGGUCCACCGCACCCGCAGCUAAUGAAUCACCCGCACCAUCACCCGGGUGGACCGCCGCCGCCCCAUAUGAUGGGUCCCGGCGGACCGAGCGGCGGCAUGCAUGGUGGUCCCGGUGGCAUGCCACCGCACAUGGGUGUCGGCGGCGGCCCCAAUCCCCAUAUGAUGGGCGGACCGCAUGGGAAUGCGGGUCCGCACAUGGGACACGGCCACAUGGGUGGUGUGCCAGGACCGGGCCCAGGACAAGGCGGCAUGAACGGACCCCCGCACCCGCACAUGUCGCCCCACCAUGCACACGCACAUCCCCACCAUCAUCACAGUCCCAUGGGUGGCCCUGGCCCCAAUAUGUUUGGCGGCGGAGGACCUAUGGGUCCUGGCGGCCCAAUGGGUAACAUGGGCCACAUGGGUGGCGGCGGUCCAAUGGGGGGACCGAUGGGAGUGGGUCCCAAACCGAUGACAAUGAGCGGCGGCAAGAUGUAUCCACCCGGCCAGCCGAUGGUCUUCAAUCCCCAGAAUCCCAAUGCGCCGCCCAUAUAUCCGUGUGGCAUGUGCCACAAGGAGGUGAACGACAACGAUGAGGCCGUGUUCUGUGAAUCCGGAUGCAACUUCUUCUUUCACAGAACCUGCGUGGGCCUGACAGAGGCGGCCUUCCAAAUGCUCAACAAGGAGGUGUUUGCAGAGUGGUGCUGCGACAAGUGUGUGUCUUCCAAGCAUAUUCCCAUGGUCAAGUUCAAAUGUUGAAGAGCGCGGAACGGAGGAAUGCAAGAAUGAAGGAAGGCAGCAGAGGAACCUAUCAAUCAACGACCACCAGCUAGCACUCACUCACUGUAUAAAAUAUCCAAGCAUACUCUACUAUCUUAAUUGUACAAUUUAAGCUGCUCAAAAGUCAAGUCAUGUACCAUCCCCCCACGAUUACCCACGGGAUAUCUAGGCCGAGAGACGAUGGCAGGCCCGAACUAAAAGUGCCGGAGCAGUGUUGUGACUUUCAGCUCCGGGCUCUCAGGAUCCCCCCACACCUCACCGCCCCCCUCCCCCACCACUCGGCUCAAAAUACAAAUCCUCUUAAAGCGCAAGCAAGCAAGCAAGCGAAAAAAACCUUAACGAAAUCUGUAAACGAAAUAUGUUUAAUUGUAAUAUAAAUGUAAUAUGUACUAUAUAUGUAUGUAUGUUCGUUCAGCAAGGAGAAGAGCAAUCAAACCCAGACCAGACGGAGCCAGCAGUGUGCAGUGUGUGCCCCGUGCCCCUUGACAGGGCAACAAUAACCCAAGCUGAUCAACAAUCUAGUUUGUAUUAUAAAUCAAAAUUUGAUAACCUAAGCGCUAAAUGUACGAUACAAAUGAGAGGCAAAACUUGAGGAAAACACACACACACACCAGCCGUCAGAGCGUCUCUUGCCUUUGGUCGUUUGUCGGUGGGGAGGGGGAGAAUUUAAAACACACACACACACAUAGACAAAUACACAAACACACACACACACAUAAUUAUAUAUAACUACAUGCAUAUAUCUAAUGACAUAUUUAAAUAAACAACAAAAAAUGGAACGACACAUUUGACGACGGAAUGGAUAUAUAGUAUAAAGAAAUUGUAACGAAAUGAAAUUAUCAUUGUGAAAUUUGCUGCAAAGGUGCGUGCAUGAGUGUGCGAUUAUGGGAGCGUGUGUUAUUUGUUAAUAUACAUUUUAUUUUAUUUUUUAUACCUGCGUGUGAAUCUUACAUUUUAAAUAAUUGAUUGAUUGAUUGAACGAGGUACAUUUUACACAAUUAAAUAUAGCAAAAAGAGUCGCGUAAAUCGAUUGCGAACAAAAACGAAAAGCACAAGAAAUUAUAAAUUCAUGCGACAGAGAUAUAAACAAAAUUUGUACUUUAAGACGAAUGUUAAAAACGCAGCAAACAAAAAAAAAAGAGAACAGAAGAACAGACGAUUCAAGAAGGCAAAAAAAAAUUUGUAAAAAUAGGAAAAACAAAACAAGUACUCUAGGAUAUUGCAACUUUAAGUUAUUUAUAAUUAAAUAAAACUACAAUAUAAACACAAAAAUAAAGUAAGAAUGAGUUUUUCA